ACAAGCAGCGCUGGCAGUAAAGGUUGCACACACAUGAAUUUUAAGCAUCCGACAACAUGGGGAUCAGAAUGAAACGAAAUGAUUUUGAAUGGGUCUAUUCCGAUCAGCCUCACACGCAAAGAAGAAAAGAAAUGUUGGCUAAGUAUCCCGAGAUCAAGUCACUAAUGGGGCCAGACCCUAAUCUAAAAUGGAUUGUGUUUGGAAUGGUUCUUACACAGACCAUUGCAUGUUUCUUUGUGAAAGAUUUGUCUUGGAAAUGGAUUAUCUUCUGGGCUUAUGCUUUUGGAGGCGCUGUCAACCAUUCAUUGACUCUAGCCAUUCACGAUAUCUCCCAUAAUGUUGCAUUUGGCAAUAAGCUGGCAAAAUGGAAUCGAUUGUUUGCAAUGUUUGCUAAUCUACCAAUUGGGAUGCCUUAUUCUGCAUCAUUCAAGAAAUACCACAUAGAUCACCAUCGAUACCUGGGAGGCAAUGGCUUAGAUGUAGAUAUCCCAACAGAUAUCGAAGGAUGGUUCUUCUGCACUCCAUUUCGCAAAGUGAUUUGGCUUAUUCUCCAACCACUUUUUUAUGCUCUUAGGCCUCUUUAUGUUAACCCUAAACCUAUUACAAGAUUGGAGGUAUUGAAUGCGGUGGUGCAGUUUGCAUAUGAUUUUCUAAUCUACUAUCUGUGGGGCUUGAAACCAAUAGUAUACUUCAUAGCAGGCUCACUCCUAUGUAUGGGUAUACAUCCAAUCUCUGGACACUUCAUUGCUGAGCAUUACAUGUUUCUGAAGGGUCAUGAAACCUACUCGUAUUAUGGUCCUCUCAACUGGAUAACCUUCAAUGUUGGAUACCAUGUCGAACACCAUGACUUUCCCAGUAUUCCUGGCAGCAAGCUACCAUUGGUGAAGCAGAUCGCUCCUGAGUACUAUGACAACCUGCCCCAGCACUCUUCCUGGGUGCGGGUACUCUGGGACUUUGUUUUUGAUGACAGCAUUGGUCCUUACUCCAGGAUUAAGAGGGAGUGCAAGCUGGUGAAAGAUGACUGAGAGAAAGAGAAAUCCUGUGGUUCCUAGAAAUCAGAAAUAAAACUGAAAAUUCUGGAAAAAACACACAAGGUUCAUCAAUAUCUGUAAAGAGAAAAGGAAAAUCAACAAUGUGAUUCAAAACAAAAACAAAAAUACCUGGAAAAACUCAGCAGGUCUGGCAGCAUCUGCAGAGAGGAGCACAGUUAACGUUUUGAGUUUUUCCCGGUAUUUUUGUUUUUGUUUUGGAUUUCCAGCAUCCGCAGUUUUUUGCUUUUAUCAAUAUGAUUCAAAAUGUUUAUCAGAACUGACAGACCUUCUGCAUUCCCUGCACUUUCUGUUUAUAUAUGCAAGACAACUAAUCUGUACCCUCAAUGCUGAGAAAAAUGAGUCCACAUUAAAUAAGAUCAAUAGAAUUAAUUGCAUCAUUUUUUAAACAUUGUUCUAAAUUAAUUCUGAUUCUAUCGUUGAUGUUUUAGUUAACUAGGAACAUAUUUAGAUUUUUAACAGAAUAGUCCAUUUUUAUAUUGGGCUGAAUUUACGACUUCACACUGAUGCUCAUGUAUAAAUUGAGAAUCAAGAGGAACGGACUCUGAAAUGAAUAAGAGUGAGACUCCCUCCUCUUGGGGGUCUCACUAUGGUGAAAGUCAGGCCCCAGCUUCAGUGAGGCAGCAUUUACACUGUAGCAUUCGUUUGAAGCAAAACUAUUCAGUAACAACAAUGCAGCUAUCAUACGAACACACCAUUAGAUUGUGCGCAGGUCCAGGAAAAUGGCAAGUGUUUUUGGUAAACCAGUUUCUUAAGUUUUCAGUUCAUGCAAAGCCAUAAACAUAUGCUAACGUUGUUGAAAUAAAACUGACCAAUUGUCAAGAGAUAUUUUAUUGCUGUGACAUUUAAAGGCUUUUUUUAUCCCCUCACUUGAAAACUCUAAGUCUGAACAAACAUAUAAUAUGCUCAGAUCAAUUUAUCAUUUAACAAAAUGCAUACAAUCCAGUGGGAGGAACCCAGCGACAUCCAGAACAGUAAAACCCUACACAGUGCUGUAAGAGUUAACUGCUAGGGUUUGCAGUCAGAAUUCAGCAAUUUCCCAUAUCUACGGCUCUGUGCAUCCUGCUGGAAAAUCAUCUGACUGUAGUCAAAAUGGCUUGCAUGUGUAUUGUAUUGGAAAAAUAUGGCUAUAACAUAAUGGUUACUGACCCUGUUAGGCACAGUGUACUUAUAGUGACUAUCUCUGCCAAAGAUGGUCUGAUUAAUUUGCCAUGCUCCUCCUGCCAUAUGUUGUUUUUGUAUUAAAUAAAAUCUGCCCCAUUAAUGAGGAUCCCAAUGUUACAACUGCUCUGUGUGCUGUGACUAGGUCAUUAGCUUUCAAUUGUUACACACAUCAGUACCUACUAACUGAAUCUCAUUUAUCCCGUGUCCACUCCCAUACAAAACAGAUGCUUUUGUCACUGCUCCAACCCAGAUUUUCUGUUCAGCUUGUGUGAAGGUUGUGAUGCAGCUGUUCUUCACAGGCCCCAUAUAACCAAACAGAAAAGAGAAACCCGAUAGAUAACUGAAACAUCAAUGCAUAAAGACUUAUCACAAAGUACACAAUCAGAAUCAGCUAAAGCCUCAUGCCUUUUUGCCCUCAUAACCAAUAAGAACUACCCUGAUAACUCUGUCAGUGUACCAUCCUGUAUUUGUACAAACUGGUUUGAUCAAAUCAAUUUUCAAUGAAGCAACUGGUUUAUUUCACCAACUAAUAAAGUAUGGGUGCAGAUUAUAUAAUGACAUUUGCUUAGUAUAAGCAUUUGAAUAUACCUGCAUACACAUAAAUAUGAAGUUAGCAGAUCAAAAUAAUUAAACCGACUCAUUUGUGUAUUUAGUAUUAAGUUACAUUUCAUUCACUGUUGAGACAAUUCAAUUAGCAGCUGAAGCAUUGACAGAUGUAAUCUAAUUGACAGUGCUUCAAACACCAACUUGUUUUGGGUACACUUUGCUUCUUUCCAUUACUGAAUGCAUUACAACAGUGAUUGCACUUCAGAAGUACUUCAUUGGCUUUAAAGCACUUUGGAAUGUCCUGAGGUUGUGAAAAGCACUAUAUUAAUGUAAAUAUUUAUUUUCUUUAACUACCUUACUUUCAUGUCUAAUUCAUAGACUCUGUGAAUAAUGCCUAUUGCCUUAAAUAAUGUGCAAAAAAUAUAAUUCAUGAGUAUGGUGUCCCUUAUGCUCCAACUAUGUCAAAUCUAAGGUCUAAAUUACAUGUGAUUUAUAAUUUUAUUUCAUACAUAAUCUUUUAGUUGUUACUGCACUGAGGAGGGUGAAGGAAAACUGGAAAAAUCUGUUUCAUAAGUAAUGAGAUUGAUUGCAAGGCAUCAACGCUAGAAGGAUUAUUCGCAAAUUACUGCUCCAGGGCCAAGCAAAAGGAAUCAGCUAGGAUUUUUCAAGUUGUCUUGUUAAUAUUUUAUUUUACUAUUAGGCCUGCCUGCAGCCUGUCAGAAGACUGUUGAGGUUGUAUAGCCAUACCAGGUUGGUCUUGGGUUUAAAUCCCAGGCUUGACUGAUGCCUUAAUUAGGUUCUUGCCAGUAUUCAGGUAAACAGCUGUGCAGACAUAUAAUAUGCAGCACUUCUCUCAAAAGAAGAAAACAUGUCCUGUUGGGAAUGCCUCCUGUCAGGUGAUAUGGGAGACAUCAAUGGCAGCCAUGAAAUCUGUGACCUAAACUAUCCUGAACACAUGGGGAUGAGGAAGCACCAAGGUUAGAACAUAAAGACCCUCUCCUACUGCAAUUUAGUAAUAAUUAGUUGCAUUAAUUCUUUCUCAAUUAUAUUUUAAUGCAAUCAUUAAAUCAGUUAAAUCUAACACGUUAACUAGUUCUAAAAUAGCAAGGAGAAGGGAUUAAUAAAAUGUACUAAUUAGUCCACCAAUAAACAUGCACUGAGGAAAUUAAUUCCCUAGGUGUGAAUUCUGUAAUCAUGUAAUAGAAAAUAAUGCCCCUCAGAUAUAAAGUCAUUUGAAUAUUGUUUGUUGAAGUUCCUAUGAGAUAUUCAUUUAUUACAAUAUUAUGUUUGACAAAUCUAUUAGGGGUUUUUGCAAUUGUAAGUAGCCAAGUAGAUAAAGGGGUGUAGUGCAUUGGAUUUUCAAAAACUAUUUGAUAUGAUUACACAAAAUUAGGACUCAUGAAAUUGGCAUGGAUUGAGGAUUGGUUAAUGGACAAAAAGGGUGUUGGAAUAAAUGUGAAUUUUGGGUUGGCAAGUUGUAAAUAAUGGAGUACCAUAAGGAUCAAUGCUUGGAUCUCAACUAUUUACAAUCUAUAUCAUUGACAUUGAUGAGGGAACCAAAUGUAAUAUGUCCAUGUUUGCUGACGAUACAAAGUUAAGUGGGAAGUAUAGUGUGAGGAGAAAGCAAAGGGGCUGUAAAAGGAUUUAAGCAGGUUAAUUGAUUGAGCAAGAAUGUGGUAGAUAGAAUAUAAUGUGGAGAAAUGUGAAGAUAUCUACUUUGGUAGGAAAAGUAGUAGAGUAUUUUUUAUAUGGUGAGAGACUUGGGUGUCAUUGUAUAUGAAUUAUAGUAGGCUGACAUGCAGGUACAACAAGCAAUUAGGAAAACAAAUGCAUGUUAGCCUUUAUUUCAAAGGGGUUAGAGCAGAUGAGUAAAGGAGUUUUGCUGCAAUUAUAUAGGCUCCUCAACUGGAAGACUGUGUACAGUUCUGGUCUCCUUAAAAAAGGAAGGAUAUACUUGCUUUAGAGGGGGUGGAACAAAUUUAUGGGGUGAGAGGAUUGUCCACUGAGGAGAGAUUGAGUAGAAUGAGCCCAUAUUCUCUGAAAUUUAGGAGAAUGAGAAGUGAUCUCAUUGAAGCAUAUAAAACUUUUAAGAGGCUCGACAGGGUAGAUGUUGGGAGAGGUUUACUCUGGCUGGGGUGUCCAGAAAAUGGGACCACCAGCCUCAGAAUAAGAGGUCAGCCAUUUAGAACUAAGAGGA
Molecule: messenger RNA, 4956 nt
Organism: Carcharodon carcharias (great white shark)
Lineage: Eukaryota; Metazoa; Chordata; Chondrichthyes; Lamniformes; Lamnidae
Gene: degs2
Product: delta(4)-desaturase, sphingolipid 2
Exons: 3
Coding region: 57-1025 (322 amino acids)
Biological process (GO): sphinganine metabolic process; ceramide biosynthetic process
Cellular component (GO): membrane
Molecular function (GO): sphingolipid delta-4 desaturase activity
Source: RefSeq, a predicted model, not a curated record